CUUAAAUAUAGUUUUUUGCUGUGUGUUUGGAUAUAGAGGCGAUCACCCGAUAAACUGUUGAUUUUGUUAGUAGUGGAAGAAGUCUAUGCUAAGUUAAAUAUUAUUCCGGUUUUUGAGUUAUCAGCGCGUUCGCGAAAGGUUUUUGUUUCUUGAAUUUACAGAAGUAAAUAGUUAUAUCGGUUUAAAUUAUAAGUGGAACGGUUAAUUCUGCGAUGAUGGCUAGUGAGGCGUCUUGCUCCACGGGGCAAGAUUUAGGUGUUAGUGUUGUAAAAGACAGGGUAGUGGUAGGGGGAAAGAUUUUGAAUAAUAGUGAUAGUAGUAAUAAUAUAUCUUUAAGAACGGGUGAGGAGUUUUCGCUGGAGUUUCUUCAAGAUCGUGGUGGUACGAGGAGAGUUGGGAAUGGAAAUGAUAUGGAUGUGAAUCAUAUGAUUGGAACAAAAAGUGAUGUCAAUGGUCAUCUUGGUUAUAUGGAAAUUAGUAGUAUGCUUGGGUUGCAGAGGGUGGAUUCUGUAAGUAGUCGUGGUACGGCUGAUAUGGUUCCUGCUAAAGGAGUUAUGUCUGUGACGAGUGCGCCGGUUAUUGGUUCUAUUCCUUCAUUGGGUCAAAGGGGUUCAGGGUCGGGUGUUUUGAAUGAUUCACAAAAGGGAAAAAUAAAGUUUCUUUGUAGUGCGGGUGGUAAGAUUUUGCCACGGCCUAGUGAUGGGAAGCUUAGAUAUGUGGGAGGUGAGACACAUAUAUUUUCAAUACAGAAGAAUAUGUCGUUUGCUGAAUUUGUCAAGCGAACUAGCGAAUUUUGUAGUCAACCUUAUACAAUCAAGUACCAGCUUCCGGGAGAGGAUCUUGAUUCGCUUAUAUCCGUGGGUUCUGAUGAGGAUCUUCAGAAUAUGAUAGAGGAAUUUAAUGGGCUUGGAAGUCGUGAUGGUUCCUCACGACUUAGGAUAUUUUUGGUUCCUCUUUCUGAAUCUGAGAGUGUGAUUACAAGUGAAGCCAGUGCUAAUUUACAGACCAAUUCAGAUUUUCAAUAUGUAGCUGCGGUGAAUGGAAUAGUUGAUAAUGAUUCGAUAAGAAAUAAUGAUGCACAUAUAAAGUCAAGCUUGGAUCAAAACCCGAGCUUGCCAAUAAAUCAUUCUCCUUUCUUCAAUACCUUGGAAGACCUUGAUGUCCUGAAUAACUCAAAUGUCACUCCAAAUGUUUCCGAACCCCAAAUAUUUGCGACGCCUUCUGAUCCAUCACUUCUUGUUUCUCCUGUUCUAGUGCCACACGAUGAUCUUAUCAAUGGUCAUGCACAAGUGUACAAUGACCCAUUAUCUGGUAGUAUCGAGAUCCCAGUACUAAAGGGUCGGGCUUUUCAUUCUGAAAAUCGUAUUUUACACCCUCCUGAUCCUGUGAAUGUUUAUGUGGGAUCCAAUGAGUCUCAGUUGGGUAUACCACAUGCAUUUUCUGAUCCCCAACUACAAGAACGUGGAGCGAACUCUGCUUUUGGCUCUCAAGAUGGAUCUAACUUUCCUUCUACGUUGUGCUUUGCUCCACCACCUCUACCUUCACAACUUUUGCAGGGCAAGUCUAUUGAACAACUUGAUAGCAAUCAUCCACAAGUCCUAUUCGAGAUGCCAAAUGUCAGUCCUUCUGUUCCUUACAGUCGAACAGAGUUCUUGCAAAUACCUAUUGUAUCUGAGUCAUUGACUAAAGUCCAUAGCAAUCAGACUCACCAGGACACAAGAAUGGAUCCAAACAAGAAUAUUGGGUUGCAAAAUUAUCAUGACCUUCAAGUCCCAAACAUUCCUCCUGCAUCAACAGCAAUUAAUCCGAAGACCAUGCCGAAUGUAAUGAUGCAGCCACCUUUAAGCAAUAAGUGGGAGAAUUAUCCGGCUGAGUUUGCUAUUAACAAACAACAAACCACUAGCAAUCAGCAGCAGAUUUACACCGGGGCAGAUAAUGGUGAGCAGAGAAGCAAUAUGCCACAAGCCAAUAACAUGGGAAUCUCGGGGACGGUUUCCAAUUACAACAAUAUAUCUGACGCUGACCAAUCCUUGAAUGAUCUACUUUCUCACCUACCUAAUGUGCAACUACCAAGUUCACACCAGAUAGAUAAAAAUGGCCAUAUGCCUAUGAAUCCAACAAUUGGAACUGAUGGUUCCAUGUUGGAGACAGUGGCACCAGAUGUUUCUUGGAUGCAAGUUCCAACAACUGAUACUGGAUUAAGAAGAGAGGUCAAAUUUAAUGAUGAUAAAGUCAAUUAUUCUGAACAGAAAGUUGUUAACUUGGGUCAUGAAGAACAUCAUGGUAAGCCUAUGGGAGAUGUGACAGAGCCUAUUCGUUCACGGAUGUUAGAUGCAGCCAGCAGUAAUACUGCUCCCUCAAGUCCAACAGAAGCUGAGGAUACCCAUUCAGAUUCUCACAUUGAGGAUGCUGCAACAGACAGCGGAAGUAAGGAUGGUCCAUUCAGUAAUGCAUUAAUAGCUGAAAUGGAAGCUGAUAUGUAUGGUCUUCAGAUUAUAAAAAAUGAUGAACUUGAAGAAUUGAAAGAGUUGGGAUCUGGGACGUAUGGGACAGUGUAUCACGGGAGAUGGCGAGGGUCAGAUGUUGCCAUUAAGAGGAUAAAGAAGAGCUGCUUUUCUGGGAGAUCUUCAGAGCAAGAACGCUUGACCAAUGACUUCUGGAGAGAAGCUAAAAUCCUUUCUAAUCUUCAUCAUCCAAAUGUGGUUGCAUUUUAUGGUGUGGUGCCCGAUGGUCCAGGUGGGACGUUAGCUACUGUUACUGAAUUUAUGACCCACGGAUCACUUAGAAAUGUCUUGAUAAAAAAGGAUAGAUCACUUGAUCGCCGUAGAAAGCUAAUAAUAGCCAUGGAUGCAGCUUUUGGCAUGGAGUACUUGCAUAUGAAAAAUAUUGUUCACUUUGAUCUAAAAUGUGAUAACUUGCUUGUUAACAUGCGAGAUCCACAACGACCCAUUUGCAAGGUUGGAGAUUUUGGACUGUCGAGGAUCAAAAGAAACACUCUAGUUUCAGGUGGCGUUAGAGGGACACUACCAUGGAUGGCACCAGAAUUGUUAAAUGGCAGCACCACCAAAGUUUCUGAAAAGGUUGAUGUGUUCUCCUUUGGCAUUACGAUGUGGGAGAUUCUUACUGGGGAAGAACCUUAUGCAAAUAUGCAUUGUGGGGCAAUCAUUGGAGGAAUUGUGAAGGACACCCUUCGCCCUAAAAUACCAGAGAAGUGUGACCCCGAUUGGAGGAUGUUGAUGGAGCAAUGCUGGUCAGCGGACGCCACUGUUCGGCCUUCAUUUACCGAAAUCACAAAUAGACUUCGGACCAUGUCCAAAGCACUCCAAGCAAAUGGAAGCAAAAAAGUUCAAAAUGUAUAGUAGGUUUUUGUGUUUAUAUAUUGUAUCUAUUUAGUGUCCUGUCACUUAUGGCGAGUUCCACAGUGUGUCUGCUCAUUUGUUCAUUCUUUUUGACUGAAGACACCUGUUGUUAAUACGAUCAUAGCUUGGAGGCCGAGUAUCACUAUUUUUAUGUAAUUUACACAAAUCAUACGCACAACAAUACAUCGAUCUGGUUAUCUUGUUUGCCUUUA
Messenger RNA from Erigeron canadensis, 3571 nucleotides. RefSeq names its product serine/threonine-protein kinase CLA4. The transcript has 8 exons. Gene Ontology annotation, biological process: protein phosphorylation; signal transduction. The coding region runs from base 213 to 3359 and encodes 1048 amino acids. NCBI's taxonomy places the organism in Eukaryota, Viridiplantae, Streptophyta, Magnoliopsida, Asterales, Asteraceae. The record is from RefSeq and is a predicted model, not a curated record. Gene Ontology annotation, cellular component: cytoplasm. Gene Ontology annotation, molecular function: protein binding; protein kinase activity; ATP binding.